ACCUUCUCGAGCAAAAUUACACGCCUGGCGAUGGCCAAAUGCGACUGUGCAUUAAUUGUGAAGAAGUCUUUCAGGUGCCUCGAGGAUCUUCAAGUACCCGAUGUCCUAGUUGGAGGUGUAGAUGGGAAUACGACGAAAACGGUCAAUAUUCUCACUGGCAUGAAUACAAGAGGCCAUUAG
This is a messenger RNA of Strongylus vulgaris, 180 nucleotides long. The record is from the annotation of a GenBank genome assembly. NCBI's taxonomy places the organism in Eukaryota, Metazoa, Nematoda, Chromadorea, Rhabditida, Strongylidae.